AUGCGAGGAAUGGAAAUGGAUGCCCUUGGGACAAUCAGACAUGUGCCAAUGCUGCUCGAGGUGGGCAUUUGGGGUGUCUGCGGUCGGUACGCCCAUGAAAAUGGAUGCCCCUGGGAUGAACGGACAAGUUCGGACGCUGCACGCCAUGGCCAUUUGGGUUGCCUCAAGUAUGCCCAUGAAAAUGGGUGUCCUUUGGAUGAGAACAUUUCCCUUGAAUUCUGGUCUCAUCUGACACGUCAUACGGCAAAGGAGAAGCUGACACAAGAUAUCAUUGACCUCUUUUUAGCAGACAAAACGAAAGCCACUAGCGAAGGAUUGCAGCCACAGGGCGGAGCUCCUGAUCAUGAGCCUGGUCUCAUGGAUCGCCUGGCAGAGGAUUUUUGGGAAUUCGAGGACGACGACGACGACGUCUCGGAGGACAGUCUAUGGGAAACAAUGGGUACAGGGGAGGCAAGCGACGAGCAGGGAAAUGAGCGUACGGUUCUUUCGUUUUUGGCUGAAGAUAUCAGACAUCUAGCUAACCUCCAUCCCCAUGCCGGACAUGCCGUCCAUCUCCACUUGUUGGCCAUCUUUGAACAUAGUCAAGGCAUUGUCAAUCCCACUGACUCUUCGGCUACCAAAACACUGUGCUGCAGCGGGCCACCCUUUAUUGGACGCAGAGCCGAUCGAGUCACGUACAUGCAAGUCAGCAAGAAUCCAGAGCAACGUUUUGCCUCAUCCUGCAGCGUAACUUAG
This is a messenger RNA of Seminavis robusta, 735 nucleotides long. NCBI's taxonomy places the organism in Eukaryota, Bacillariophyta, Bacillariophyceae, Naviculales, Naviculaceae. The record is from the annotation of a GenBank genome assembly.